Messenger RNA from Dendrobium catenatum, 1693 nucleotides. RefSeq names its product adenine DNA glycosylase. Gene Ontology annotation, biological process: base-excision repair; mismatch repair. Gene Ontology annotation, molecular function: oxidized purine DNA binding; purine-specific mismatch base pair DNA N-glycosylase activity; 8-oxo-7,8-dihydroguanine DNA N-glycosylase activity. Lineage: Eukaryota; Viridiplantae; Streptophyta; Magnoliopsida; Asparagales; Orchidaceae. The transcript has 7 exons. Gene Ontology annotation, cellular component: nucleus. The coding region runs from base 31 to 1512 and encodes 493 amino acids. The record is from RefSeq and is a predicted model, not a curated record.
CUGAACUAAUUAGCACACUACAAAAAAAAAAUGAUUACUUUAAGUUCCUUCUUCCACUUGCUUCACUUGGCGGGGAGAAUCCCUCUCCCAACUUUGAAAUCCUCCGAACCAAUCAAAGCCAAUCAAAGCUCAACGGGAAACAAAAUGCAGCCGACGCGGCGAUCAAUGGCCGCUCAAAAGAGGAGAAAAUCAACAGCCGUCGCAAUCCUCAACGCCACGGACGACAUCGAAGAUUUUUCCAAAUCCGAAACCCUAGCUAUCCGCUCCUCCCUUCUCCGCUGGUACGACGAGAACAGUCGGGACUUGCCAUGGAGAACGCCGGCCGCCGGCGCUGGAUCCCUUCUGACGCCGGUGAAAGUGGACGAGGAGCAGAGAGCGUACGUUGUAUGGGUCUCGGAAGUCAUGCUCCAACAAACUCGCGUCCCCACCGUGAUGGGCUACUUCAAUCGCUGGAUGGAGAAAUGGCCAACCAUCCGCGAUCUCUCCUCGGCUUCUCUCGAGGUGGAAGUGAAUGAGAUGUGGGCUGGUUUGGGGUAUUACAGGAGGGCUCGAUUCCUCUUGGAGGGUGCAAAGUCCAUUGUUGAUGAAGGGAAGUUUCCGAGAUCUGCUUCAGAGCUUCUUUGCGUGAAGGGAAUUGGAGAUUACACGGCAGGAGCAAUUGCUUCCAUUGCUUUCAAUGAGGUGGUUCCUGUUGUGGAUGGUAAUGUGGUGCGGGUAAUUACAAGACUCAGAGCCAUAUCUGCAAAUCCAAAAGAAGCUGGAACUGUGAAGCUUAUAUGGAAACUGACAAGGCAAUUAGUUGAUCCUUCAAGGCCUGGUGACUUCAACCAGGCCUUAAUGGAACUUGGAGCAACUUUGUGCAGUUCAACCAAUCCUGCUUGUUCUAAAUGUCCAGUUUCUGAUCAUUGCCAAGCGUUUUUACUUUCAAAAAAGAGUCAGAAAUUAAAGGUCACUGAUUAUCCCACAAAGGUAGCAAAGAACAAGCAAAGACAUGAUUUUGCUGCAGUAUCUGUAGUUGAAAUAGCAGAGUUUGAUGAGCAGAUUUUGAAUGAUAACGGUCUGAAACAUGUUUUUCUUUUGGUAAAGAGACCAGAAAAUGGUUUGCUUGCUGGGCUUUGGGAGUUUCCUUCAGUUAUAAUGGAUGAAGGAAGUAUGAAUCAGUGCAUGAGGAGGAAAGAAAUUGACAAGUAUCUAAAGAAAUCUUUUAAACUUGAUGUUGGAGAAAAUUGCAAGGUUAUGUUGAGACAGGAUGUUGGUGAAUAUGUUCAUGUCUUUUCUCACAUAAGGCUUCAGAUGUAUGUUGAAUUGUUAGUUUUGACUCUCAAAGAAGGAUUGACUCAGCUGAACAGUGAUGAGGAUAGGAGUGAGAUAACAUGGAAGUGCGUUGAUGGGAGUUCUAUUAGGAAAAUGGGUUUGUCAUCGGGAGUAAGGAAGGUGUACAACAUGACACAAGAUUUUAAGGAGCAAAGAGUGUUUCAGAAGCCAAGGAAAGUGCCAAGAAAGAGAAGGUAAACCAAUUAACCUGAAUGAAGCUUGUUGACAUGAAUAAACUGCCCCCUUUUGUUCUGAAAAGCCAGUUUACAUUUUUAUUUAUAAAUUACUACUUUCUCUUGAGGUGUAAAUGAAACAAAUUUGAGCAAGCUCAAAUGUUAUUUGACUCAACUCGUUAUGCGAAUGCAUCAAAAUUUUGCUA